Hevea brasiliensis (rubber tree) is the source of this 2899-nucleotide messenger RNA. Its product is annotated as sucrose synthase 2. NCBI's taxonomy places the organism in Eukaryota, Viridiplantae, Streptophyta, Magnoliopsida, Malpighiales, Euphorbiaceae. Bases 209 to 2644 code for a protein of 811 amino acids. Gene Ontology annotation, molecular function: sucrose synthase activity. The record is from RefSeq and is a predicted model, not a curated record. Gene Ontology annotation, biological process: sucrose metabolic process. The transcript has 15 exons.
AUUUUUAUCAUAUUUUCUACAGUAGCCUCAUAUCAUAUCAAUCACUUCCGACUUCGAUCACGCAAUUCGCCUUUUACUUUGAAUUUGCCUCUUUCUUCCUUUUCUAAGUUUUAACACGCCAACGCCUGGUUCGGUUCCUCUCUGGGUCACCUGGUCUACUCGCACAGAAACCUUACAGCCUUCUUUUAUUUUUGCGUCCAGUUCGAUCAUGGGAACUCCCAAGUUGGCUAGAAUCCCCAGCAUGAGGGAUCGCGUUGAAGAUACUCUCUCUGCUCACCGAAACGAGCUUGUUUCUCUCCUCUGCAGGUAUGUGGAUCAAGGCAAAGGAAUUUUGCAACCGCAUACUUUGAUCGAUGAACUUGAUAAUAUUGUCAGCGAAGACGAAGCAAGGCUGGGGCUAAGGGAUGGUCCUUUCGGCGAAAUCCUUAAAUCUGCUCAGGAAGCCAUAGUUUUGCCUCCAUUUGUGGCAAUAGCCAUUCGUCCUAGACCUGGUGUCUGGGAAUAUGUCCGUGUGAAUGUUUAUGAACUCAGUGUGGAGCAAUUGAGCGUCUCAGAAUACCUUCGGUUCAAAGAAGAACUUGUAGAUGGGCCGUCUAAUGAUCCCUAUGUACUUGAGCUUGACUUUGAGCCAUUUAAUGCUGAUGUUCCUCGUCCCAACCGGUCUUCAUCUAUUGGCAAUGGUGUUCAAUUCCUCAAUCGCCAUCUUUCUUCAAUUAUGUUUCGUAACAAGGACUGCUUGGAACCUUUAAAUGAUUUCCUUCGAGCACACAAAUAUAAAGGGCAUGCCUUGAUGUUGAAUGAUCGGAUACAGAGCAUAUCCGGACUUCAGUCUGCCCUUGCUAAGGCAGAAGAAUAUAUUUCUAAGCUUCCACCUGAUUCACCAUAUUCUGAAUUUGAAUAUAAAUUACAAGAACUGGGUUUUGAGAGAGGGUGGGGGGAUACUGCAGCACGGGUACUGGAGACAAUGCACCUUCUCUUGGACAUCCUGCAGGCUCCUGAUCCCUUAUCUUUAGAAACAUUCCUGGGGAGAAUACCCAUGGUGUUUAAUGUUGUGAUUUUGUCUCCACAUGGAUACUUUGGGCAAGCAAAUGUUUUAGGUUUGCCUGACACUGGUGGACAGGUUGUUUAUAUACUGGAUCAAGUCCGUGCCUUAGAGAAUGAAAUGCUUCUUAGAAUACAGAAGCAAGGCCUGGAUUUCAAGCCUAGGAUUCUGAUUGUGACCAGAUUAAUCCCUGAUGCAAAAGGGACUACAUGCAAUCAGAGGUUGGAAAGAGUCAGUGGAACAGAACACACGCAUAUUCUGCGAGUUCCUUUUAGAUCAGAGAAAGGAAUUCUUAGAAAAUGGAUCUCAAGAUUUGAUGUGUGGCCGUAUCUGGAGACCUUUGCUGAGGAUGUGGCCAGUGAAAUUGUAGCUGAGUUACAGGGCAUUCCUGAUUUUAUUAUAGGCAACUACAGUGAUGGGAACCUUGUUGCAUCUUUGUUGGCAUAUAAAAUGGGUAUUACACAGUGCACCAUUGCGCAUGCCUUGGAGAAAACCAAAUAUCCAGAUUCAGAUAUAUAUUGGAAAAAUUUUGAUGAUAAAUAUCAUUUCUCAUGUCAAUUCACUGCUGACUUAUUAGCCAUGAACAAUGCAGAUUUUAUCAUCACCAGUACUUACCAAGAGAUUGCAGGAACGAAGAAUACUGUUGGUCAGUAUGAGAGCCACACUGCUUUCACUCUUCCAGGAUUAUAUCGAGUUGUUCAUGGCAUUGAUGUUUUCGAUCCAAAGUUCAAUAUUGUCUCUCCUGGGGCAGAUAUGUCCAUCUACUUCCCAUAUUCUGAAAAGCAAAAAAGACUUACAGCUUUACAUGCUUCAAUAGAAAAGAUGUUGUAUGAUCCUGAGCCAACGGACGAGUGGAUAGGUACACUGAGCGACAAGUCAAAGCCCUUGAUUUUUUCCAUGGCAAGGCUGGACAGGGUGAAGAACAUUACUGGGCUGGUAGAGAUAUAUGGUAAGAAUACGAAGCUGAGGGAGUUGGUGAACCUUGUUGUGAUUGCUGGUUAUAUUGAUGUGAAGAAGUCCAGAGACAGAGAAGAAAUUGCUGAAAUUGAAAAGAUGCACGACCUUAUGAAGAAGUACAAUUUGGAUGGACAAUUUCGAUGGAUAACAGCCCAAACAAAUCGAGCACGUAAUGGUGAGCUCUAUCGCUACAUAGCUGAUACAAAAGGAGCUUUUGUGCAGCCUGCUUUUUAUGAAGCAUUUGGGCUGACUGUUGUGGAGGCUAUGACUUGUGGCCUUCCAACAUUUGCUACUUGCCAUGGUGGUCCUGCGGAAAUUAUUGAGCAUGGUAUAUCAGGAUUCCACAUUGAUCCAUAUCACCCUGAUCAGGCUGCUGAAAUUCUGGUAGAUUUCUUUCAAAAGUGCAAGGAGGAUCCAAGCCACUGGAAUAAAAUAUCUGACGCAGGGCUUCAGAGGAUUUAUGAAAGGUACACAUGGAAGAUCUAUUCUGAGAGGCUUUUGACGUUGGCUGGGGUAUAUGGUUUCUGGAAGUACGUUUCCAAACUUGACCGGCGUGAGACUCGAAGAUAUCUUGAGAUGUUUUACAUCCUCAAGUUCCGUGAUUUGGUGAAAACCGUUCCUUUGGCAAUUGACGACCAACAUUAAGCUACAAUCACUAAUGGAACUGUAUAUCCCAUGAUCCAGAGGCAGUGACAAUACAUCACAAGGUAAUAAUAUUAUGUAAAUAAAUUCCUGAUGCUUUGUCUGGCAUGUUUAAAGAAGUUACGCGAAUAUUACGUCUGAUGCUUUUCUUAUACAAAGCGAACGCCUCAAGAAUUUUACUACUUGUGAAUAACUUCAGCUUUCUUAUCUGGGUCUCAGAGUAUUUCGUAACAAUGCUAAAAAGCUUUUCUUGCUCCA